AUGGGAAAAGAAAUACCCAAUCAAUCUUUCGUUUGUCGAUGUUGUACACAACAACAUCUCGAAUCUCUUUAUCAAAAUCUUUCUACUCUGCAAGAUUUCCUUGACAAUACUACCACAAAGGAUAUUGAAACUCUUAAGGUUAUAGAAAAGAGGAUCAGAACUGUAGUUUACAAAGCAGAAGAUAGAAUUGAUUCAAGUCUAAGAAGCAUCAUUCUAGCAGAUCACGAGCACAAGCGGCAAAAGGCUUGUAGAUCCUUUUAUGAAGAUUUGUUGAAAGUUGAAGAACAAGUUUAUUUUCUCAACAAAGAGGUGAUGUUGAUCGAGUUUAACAAGCAUGGAAGCAAAUCUGCAGAAUUAGCAAGUAUUUCUUCCUCACUAGAAAAAAGUACAAUCGAGGAAAAUACUAUUGUUGGGAUGGAGGAUGACUUCAACAUCAUACUUGAUCGUCUCACUUCACAAACAGAGGAGUUAACUGUCAUACCAAUUUUUGGUAUGGGCGGUAUAGGUAAGACAACUCUUGCCAGAAAAGUUUAUGAUAAUUCAUGUAUUCGUUCUCGAUUUGAUAAACAAGCAUGGGUCACUAUCUCUGAAGAAUACAAUGAGAGACAAAUGCUUCUUGAACUUGUCUCUUCAAUUAUGGGAAGCAAGCAAGAAACGAGCAAUGAUGAACUAAUGGAGAUUGUGUAUAGAGGUCUUAAGGGUAGGAGAUUUCUAAUUGUCAUAGAUGAUAUUUGGAGUACAAAGGUUUGGGACCAAAUGGAAAGAAUAUUUCCAAAUGAUGACAACAAUAAAAGCCGAAUUCUAUUAACCACUAGACUUAAGUAUGUUGCUGAUUAUGUCAGUUGUCCUGAUUUUCCGCCUCAUUGUAAGUCUUUCUUAAGUCGAUAUGAUAGUUGGAAUCUAUUCACUAAAAAAUUGUUCAAAAAAGAUUUGUGUCCUCCUGGACUUGAAGCAAUAGGGAAGUAUAUUGUAAAACAAUGUCGAGGAUUACCUCUCUCGAUUGUUGUUGUUGCUGGGCUUCUUGGAAAAAUGGACUUAACGCAUGACAAUUGGAAGAACGUUGAGGAAAAUCUGAACUCACUCUUUGGUACUGUAUCCGAACGAUGCCAAUCAAUUCUUUCUUUGAGCUACAACUACUUGCCCCAAUAUUUGAGGGCUUGUUUUCUCUACAUUGGAGGUUUUCCAGAAGACAGAGAAAUCAAUGUUUCCAAGUUGAUUAGGCUAUGGAUUGCUGAGCAAUUUGUAAGAGCAAGAAGCAAUAUAAGGUUAGAAGUGGUGGCAGAGGAAUAUCUACAAGAGUUAAUUGAUAGAAGUCUAAUUUUGACUGGUAAACAAAAGGCUAAUGGAAGGAUGAAAACUUGCAAAAUUCACGAUCUUCUUCGCCAAAUGUGCCUAAGUGAAGCUCAUACUGAAAAUGUUUUGCAUGUCAUGAAUGGGGAUGCUCUCAAAGCCAUAGAUGAGAAGCAAGAUUAUCAUAAUGGUAUAAUACGUACCCUUAUUUCAAUGGAUCUAGCUUCUCCAAAAGGGAUGUGUUUACAGUUGAAGUUGCUUAAGGUAUUGGAUGUAUUACCAAUUCAUUGCAAUUCCUCUUGUGUAAUACAUGAGCUUGUACAUUUGAGAUAUAUUGCUGUAAGAAUUAAGGAAGCGGCUUCACUAGCCAAAAUGAGAAAUCUACAGACCAUAGUUCUUGAAAGAGAUUACUCUGUCAGAUUUCAGCAGCAAGUAGAUAUCUGGAGAAUGUCAGAGAUAAGACAUUUGGAUAUUAGAUGGCCACUAUAUAUAUCUAAUCCUCUUGAAGCAGAACAAACUUUGAUUCUGAAUAACUUGCAAACACUUUGUCUAUAUAACUCUCCUUUCAUUGAGGAAAUCAUAAGAAGAACUCCGAAUCUAAAAAAGCUAAAGAUUUUAGAUGUAUUUGAGAUUGGAUUUGAGCCUCGUGAUUGGCUUGCAAUUCUUGAUUCUCUCAGUCUUUUACAGGAUAUGGAGACACUACACAUAGAAACAGAAUACAACAUUGACCCGAUGAUUAUCCCAGGAGAUAUUUUUCAUCCUAAUCUCAACAAGUUGACAUUAACACGUACUCGUUUACCAUGGAAAGUUGUGAAUUUGCUGGCUAAUUUACCAAAUCUUGAGGUGCUCAAAGGGCAUCGUGCAUUUGCUGGAACAGAUUGGAUAGUAGAUGAAGAUGUUGUGUUUCAUAAAUUAAAAUAUCUACAACUGUAUGGGCCCUAUGAUCUGCAAAGGUGGGAAGUAGCAGCUGGUAGCGAUAAUUUUCCGAUGCUUGAGCAACUAAUACUGGAUAGUUUGGAUGAAUUGGAGGAGAUUCCUGAGAGUAUUGGAGAUAUAAUGACACUAAAAUUCAUCAAAAUAAACUAUUGCAGCUCUGGUGUAGUAAAUAGUGCAAAGAGAAUUCAACAAGAGCAAGAGAACUUGGGAAAUUAUGAGAUUCAAGUUAAAAUUACUCCAAGGAAGGAACGAAGGAUGAAGAAAAAGAAGGGUACUUGAAGGAAGCUGGUGAUGAUUAUACUGCUUCUCAUUAUAUACUUCCACAUCUUCUCAAUUUAUAUGCAUCGCGAGCCAAGGCACAAGAUUUUGAGAUUUAUGCUCCAAAUGCAACGUUUGAAGAUCCCCUUAUGCGUGCAGAGGGGGUAAAGCAGAUAAAAUCGUCAU
Solanum stenotomum is the source of this 2670-nucleotide messenger RNA. RefSeq names its product putative late blight resistance protein homolog R1B-16. Gene Ontology annotation, biological process: defense response to other organism. The transcript has 7 exons. Gene Ontology annotation, molecular function: ADP binding. The coding region runs from base 1 to 2505 and encodes 834 amino acids. Lineage: Eukaryota; Viridiplantae; Streptophyta; Magnoliopsida; Solanales; Solanaceae. The record is from RefSeq and is a predicted model, not a curated record.